This is a messenger RNA of Mercurialis annua (annual mercury), 1732 nucleotides long. Its product is annotated as F-box protein At5g07610-like. Gene Ontology annotation, molecular function: protein binding. NCBI's taxonomy places the organism in Eukaryota, Viridiplantae, Streptophyta, Magnoliopsida, Malpighiales, Euphorbiaceae. The record is from RefSeq and is a predicted model, not a curated record. The transcript has 2 exons. The coding region runs from base 200 to 823 and encodes 207 amino acids.
UCCCUUGUCAUGAUUUUGUAAAUUAAGGAGUUUGAUAGUAAUUAUUUAGAUAAAUUAGAGAAUAAAGUCUGUUCCUUUUCCGUUUUGGAAAAUGUUUUAAUAGAGUUAUUUAUGUAUCUAAAACAGCUCCAAUUGCUCUCGGUCAUUAUAUCCUGUAAUUUUUGUUAUCUUUCUAUUUGAUUUUCUUGAGUAAAAAAUAAUGGGUGAUACAUUAACUGAGGAUUUAGUAGUUGAAAUUCUAUGUAGAGUUCCAGUGAAGAGUCUGAUGCAAUUUAAGAGGGUUUCUAAAGGGUGGUACAACCUCAUUUCUAAUGUUUGUGCCCCCAAAAUUUCUUGCAUUGCAUCCAGUGCCCCUUUAGGUUUUUUGUUCAGUAUUUUACGGAAAACGUCCGUUUUUGAUACAGCCUAUUUUUCUUAUCCAGAAGGUCAUUAUUGUGAUGAUGAUAGUCCAGGUUUUGUGAAAUCUUGUUUAGACCUUAUACCUAGCAAACGUUAUAAACGGCUGGAUUUAUGCAACGGCUUGCUUUUAUAUUUUUCAGAAGAUGGUCGCUAUUACGUCUGCAACCCAACUACCAAGCAGCGCAUUGCUGUUCCUUAUGUCCACUGGAAAGACAAUUAUGAUUAUGCUUCACUUGUUUUUGAAAAUUUCAUGUCGCCACACUACAAAAUUAUCCGGUUUCUUGAUAUGAAGGUCAGUUGUAGUGCUUCCAGCUUUAUAAAGCUAGAUGUAUUCUCUUCAGCUACUGGAAACUGGAUGAAGCAAAAGUUUCGCAUUGAACAAUCGAUUUCUAGUUCUGUUGAUUUUGUUGAGCGCACUGUUUAGUUGAAUGGAAAGUUAUAUAGGCAAUCUAAUUCAGAGUAUCUCCUCUGUUUUGACUUGGGCAAUCUUAUUGCGAAGGCCAUUCAGCUGCCUGUUCCUAAUUCUGUAUAUAAGUCUGGCUUUAUUGGCGUUUCCAAAGGGUGGCUAUAUUAUGCCAAUCAUGAUUCUUCCAAAUCUAACUUUUGUUUUUGGAUUCUUGAGGGCUGUUUUUGGAGAUUGAAGCAUUGCAUUUCAAUUAGUCAUUUGAUGUCUUUAAGUCCCGAAGUUAGAAAACUGUGCAAGGAUGGCAUCUCUAAGGAUUUUAUGGCCUAUGCUAUUCAUCCAAGUGCUGACAUUGUUUUUCUUGGAUUCCCUACUAUGCUCCUCAGUUAUAAUCUUCAAGAUGGAAAACUGGAAGUGAUGUUUAAAAUGUCCGGAGGCAAAAAAAUAAAUGGAGGCAAAUAUUGGGUAUUCCCUUACUCUCCCUGCUUUAUUGUUCUCAAUGACUUCACCAAGGGAUCUUCAUAGAUUUAGGUCGGUCACUUGUGAUUGCAGGUUUUAUCACUUGCUAUGAAGCUGAAGACGCACUGUCUAGAAGAGCUUGAGAUGAAAUCGAGUAUUUUUUCUAGUUUAGAUGCUUGCAGAUUUAUGACACGGGUGGAUCGACGGACAUGCAAGGUGAUAACUGCAGCAGUGAGAGCUAUGAUAUUCAUACUUGUAUUACAAGGCAUCUAUCUAUUUCAAAAUCUAUGAAGUCAAAUACUCUAUUCAGUUUAGAGGUUUCUGGUUGAGAUUUACUAAUACAAUGGUAUGUGGGACUUUGUCUCUAUUAUUUGUCUAGUUCGAAUGCUGACCUGGUUUUUGUGUGAAAUAUUUAACUGUUACAUUUAAUCAUUUUGAAUGAUGAAGUUGUUCUGUGUCGAGCUCUGCAAA